Heterostelium album PN500 is the source of this 501-nucleotide messenger RNA. It is a transcript of the gene spc3, whose product is annotated as signal peptidase complex subunit 3 family protein. Gene Ontology annotation, biological process: protein targeting to ER. The coding region runs from base 1 to 501 and encodes 166 amino acids. NCBI's taxonomy places the organism in Eukaryota, Evosea, Eumycetozoa, Acytosteliales, Acytosteliaceae. Gene Ontology annotation, cellular component: membrane; signal peptidase complex. The transcript is spliced from 4 exons. The record is from RefSeq and is a predicted model, not a curated record.
AUGCAUUCAGUAUCACAGAGAGCAAAUCUCAUUGUUUGCUUUGGAGGUGUUGUAUUGUUUGGUGUACUUUUAUUGAAUGUACUGAGUAGAUCAUUCUUCCCUGACCAUAUAGAUGUUAACUUGACUGGUUCAACUAUAAAGUUUGUAAAGAGAAACCCAGUCGAACUUGCACAGGUACACAUGAGUUUACAAGCAGAUCUUACACCUCUAUUCAAUUGGAAUACAAAGCAAUUGUUUUUAUAUAUAACCGCUGAAUAUCAAACUAAAGAAACUGUUGUAAGUCAAGUUGUUUUGUGGGAUUAUAUAUUAAAAGAUAAAUCAAAAGCAGUACUCAAAGAGAAAGAUUUAAUUAAAUAUUUGUUGAUCGAUCAUUCUGGUGACUUAAGAGGACAAAAUGUAACUUUGACAUUCAACUACAAUGUAAUACCAAUAAGUGGAUUGAUUACAAGACACAAAGAAGGAUCAUAUUCAUUCAAGAUGCCAACUGAAUAUAUAAAUUAA